UAUCCCCACUUAAAUUCAGUCCAACCCAGCUCAUUGGAAACCCAACUUUAGAUCAAUAUAAAUUAACUCUCACAUAAGAAGAGCCUGAACCUUGAACUCUAGUCUUUCUUUUACACACAAAACUUCAUAAAACCAUGGCUGAAGCUCCAAAAUUCUUGGCUAAUAAAAGGAUUGCAGUUGUGAGUGGAGGGAACAAAGGGAUAGGACUAGAAAUAUGUAGACAACUAGCCUCAAAAGGUGUAGUGGUAAUUUUAACAUCUAGAGAUGUGAAAAAAGGAGUUGAAGCUAUUGAUGUGCUAAUUAAGGAGUCAUGUGGCCUCUCUAAGUAUCUUAUUUUUCAUCAACUUGAUGUCACUGAUCCUUCCACUAUUGCAAAAUUAAAAGACUUCAUCAAUCACAAAUUUGGCAAACUUGAUAUCUUGGUGAAUAAUGCUGGAGUUCUUGGAGUGCUUAUGGAUAAAGAUGCUAUUACAAGUAAAGAAGCAGCAGAUCCAUUCCUUGAAGAGCUAAAAAGAGCUACUCAAACUAUUGAUGUAGCUGAAGAAUGUAUAAAGACAAAUUACUAUGGAACAAAACGGUUAAUUCAAGAACUAUUACCUCUACUUCAAUUAUCUGAUUCACCACGUAUUGUCAAUGUCUCCUCUGCUUCUGGAAAAUUAGAGUUUAUACGCCAUGAAUGGGCUGUGGGUGUGUUAAGUGAUGCUAGGAAUCUAACAGAAGAUAAAGUGGAUGAGGUUUUGAAUGCUUUUCUUAAAGAUUUCAAAGAGGAUUUGCUAGAAAUAAAAAAUUGGCCUCUAAUUGUACCUGCUUAUACAGUAUCUAAAGCAGCCACAAAUGCUUAUACAAGGAUAUUGGCCAACAAAUAUCCAAAUUUUCUCAUCAACUGUGUUUGUCCAGGCUAUGUCAAAACUGAUAUGACCAGAAACUGUGGCACAUUAAGUGUUGAAGAGGGUGCUGAAAGUCCUGUUUGUCUUGCUCUUUUACCCGAGGGAGGUCCAUCAGGAAAGUUUUUCAAUAGGAAAGAGGUGUCCCCUUUUUAAUAAAACUUAAUUGGGACACCCCGCCCAAUGUAAUAUGUAUUGUUGUAGUAGUAUUUAAAUGGAAUAAAAGUUAACUACAAUUUGUAACGUCAUUGCCUUUGUUUUUCAUCUUUCUU
Solanum dulcamara is the source of this 1156-nucleotide messenger RNA. Its product is annotated as short-chain dehydrogenase/reductase 2b-like. Bases 135 to 1040 code for a protein of 301 amino acids. Gene Ontology annotation, cellular component: membrane. NCBI's taxonomy places the organism in Eukaryota, Viridiplantae, Streptophyta, Magnoliopsida, Solanales, Solanaceae. The record is from RefSeq and is a predicted model, not a curated record. Gene Ontology annotation, molecular function: oxidoreductase activity, acting on the CH-OH group of donors, NAD or NADP as acceptor. The transcript has 5 exons.